UAACCGCAAAAGUGAAGAGAAGAUGGAAUAGUGUGAGUACGUGUAAAGCAAAGAUUUAGGGGGAAGAAAAGAAAUUAAUAUAUGAAUGAAAAGUAGUUGUUUGUCGUGUGAUAGGUAAGAAAUAAUAUAAUGAAAAUGCAUCGUGGUAAAAAAGAGCAAGAUGAUAAUAUAAGGAAAGGUCCAUGGAAAUCAGAAGAAGAUGAGGUACUUGUUCAACAUGUCAAAAAAUAUGGUCCUCGAGAUUGGAGCUCCAUUCGAUCCAAAGGUCUUCUUCUUAGAACUGGCAAGUCUUGUCGUCUUCGUUGGGUCAAUAAGCUCCGACCAAACCUCAAAAAUGGGUGCAAGUUUAGUGUAGAGGAAGAAAGGAUUGUGAUAGACUUGCAGAGAGAAUUUGGGAACAGGUGGGCUAAGAUUGCAUCCUCUUUGCCUGGAAGAACAGACAAUGAUGUCAAAAAUUUCUGGAGCAGUAGGCAAAAGAGGUUGGCUAGGCUUCUCAAAACAUCAUCAUCAUCAACAACAACCUUAAAGUCACACAAAAAUAAAACUAAAGUUUCUGCCUCUGUUCCAACUUCAAAGGCUCCUAAGUUCAGUUCUUCAUCAGAGGGAGAAUCAUCAACAAGGCCUCAAUCAUGCUCAUUACCUUGCAUUGAGAAUUCUGAACAAGUUAUUCAAAUGGUGCCAUUAGCAGAUCUUAUAAAAACCGAGCAACCGAUUUUUGACACAAGCUACGUCGAACAAGAGUUUAAUCCUUUUGCGAGCAAUGAACACAUUGCAUUUCCUCAAAUUUCAGAACUCCAAACUGAUCUAACUUUUCCAAUGGAAAGCCAACAAGACCUAUUCGGAAGAGUUGAUGAUCAAAAUUUAUUUGAUGUGUUUGGUCCCUUGGAUUCAUCUGAAUUUGGAAUGGUUCCACAACAUCCUCUUAAAUUCCCUUUCUUUGAUCCAUCAGAGAGUUGUAGAAUUGAUAGCAACAGAAACAUUGAUAGUUUCUUUGAUGAUUUCCCUCAGUACAUGUUUGAUGACAUAGAUCAGCCACCUUCAAGUCCAUCUAAGCUCUGAAUUUGUUUUGCCAUUUUGUUAUUUCUUCUGUGUGUAGCUGUGUUUGCAAUUUUAGGCCGAUAAGUAUUUGUAAUACUUAAAAAUUUGGCUAGUCAUUGUAAUUUGGGUCAUUGAUGUCAUUUUUAGGACGGCUAGAAAGAGACACUGCAAAUGUCCACAAUGUUGGUCUUUUUGUUGGUCAACUUGUUAAAGUUUGGGGCUUUUGCAUUAUCUUGGCUCUUUUGGGAAAUAGUAGUUGAUGUCUUGGGAUAUUUGAUAUUUAUGCAAUGAUAUCCACA
This is a messenger RNA of Cicer arietinum (chickpea), 1337 nucleotides long. Its product is annotated as transcription factor DUO1. The record is from RefSeq and is a predicted model, not a curated record. Lineage: Eukaryota; Viridiplantae; Streptophyta; Magnoliopsida; Fabales; Fabaceae.